This is a messenger RNA of Anolis sagrei ordinatus, 512 nucleotides long. Lineage: Eukaryota; Metazoa; Chordata; Lepidosauria; Squamata; Anolidae. The record is from RefSeq and is a predicted model, not a curated record.
AUGGUCUGCCGGAAGAACUUAGACAGCACAACAGUAGCCAUCCAUGAUGAAGAGAUGUACUGCAAGUCGUGUUAUGGAAAGAAGUAUGGUCCUAAAGGAUAUGGCUAUGGCCAGGGAGCAGGCCCUCUCAACAUGGACAGAGGGGAAAGGGUGGGCAUCAAGCAUUGCAACACACCAUCCCAGCGACCUACAACAAGUCCAAAUACUUCAAAAUUUGCCCAAAAAUUUGGUGGAGCAGAGAAGUGUUCCAGAUGUGGUGAUUCUGUAUAUAGAUCUGAGAAAGUAACAGGAGAAGGAAAGCAUUGGCACAAAAACUGUUUUCCAUGUGCCAAAUCUGGCAAAAGCCUUGAAUCAACAACUCUGACAGAGAAGGAUGGUGAAAUUUAUUGCAAAGGUUGCUAUGCAAAAAAACUUUGGCCCCAAAAGAUUUGGAUAUGAGCAAGGAGCUGGAGCUCUUGUUCAUGCUCAAUGAUUGCUUCAUUCCCAUUCCACCAAGAUGGUUCUUAGUUAGU